UUCCUUGCACAGUCUGCAUUUUGGGUCAUCAGCUGAUUUUUCAAUCUUGGCCUGAAUUGCCUUUGUUCUGAUGGCUUGCUCCUGGGCUGCAAGGAUCAGGCCUUAUUAUUAUUAUUGUUGUUUUUACAGUGUUAAAGGUCUAGAUGCGGAGUUUGUGAAGAUGAACAGCUCCGUCCAGGAGGACGUCUUCCACUCUUUCCAGCUUCCCUACUUGCAAGCAUUGGAGUCCAAUGGAUCAGCUUGUACCGGAGACCUCAACACCGCCGCAUGGCUGGCGGCCAAUUUCGGGAGGUUCGGCCACUUUGCGAGAUACCAAGACUUCCUUUCCCUGAAUGCCAGAUUCAAUGCGUGGGAUGUCCUUGGGAACCUCACCGUGAAGCAACUUGCACAACUGUCGGCCUCCGCAGGCGCCUUGAGGACUCCGAGAGACGCGGAAACCAUCAUGAGCCUCAUAGAAACCUCCACGUUGACAGAGUUCGUGGAUGAAUUCAACAGACAGGACAACGUAAGCCUGACCAUCGAGAUCCGAGCCAGCCUCCUGAGCCGGGUUCUGACUUUAGCACAGCCGAUAUUUGAGAAAGCGGAUGAUGCCGAAUUCCUCAUCUGGACGGAGCAACGCCUGCCAGGUUUGGUGCCGGGAAUGAACGCUUCAGACGUCCGGCUCUUGUUUGACCACUUGGAGGACAGAAACUGUCCCGCUAUUAAUGCCACGGUCACUUUGCUUAACGCUUCCAUUGGAGAUUUCAGCAACGUCACCAGGCAAAGUAUUUACAAAGCGAUCCUGACUUUCAACUCAAACUCUUCGCUCCGAUGCUACGCAGCAAAUACCAGCUUUUCCGUCUUCUUAGAAGAGAUGUUUCAGGGGUUUGCAAACUUUCUGACUUUGAGAGACUUGGGCACUUUAAUCCCUGCAUCCAACCUGCAAAAGAUCGUAAACACGAUCCCUCCGGAUGCGGUGUCCGACUUAUUCGCCCGAAACGGAUUCCUGAACGACGACCCGUUCUUGACCGUUUGGUUGCAGCUCUACGAAAGGAGCGGCUUGUUUAUUGACCGCUUUAACCAGAAAAACGUUACGGACCUCCUUUCCAACGGCACCAAAGUGGCUCUCUUGGCGGGCGUUUGGCCCUCCCUGGUGUCCAGCGACAACAAUGAGACCGAAGUGGAGCGGUGGCUUGAGGGCCGGCUGGACAAUUAUUUCAUGUUCCUCAAUGGGGACGUGCUCAAUGCAAGCAAAACCCUGAAUGCCAGCUGUGGGACCUAUAGUAAAAUCGUGAACAAGCUGAACGAAAACAUUGCCCUGUUUGAAGGCCGGGAGGAGGAGAUGUACUUCUCCAUCAAGGCUUACCUGACAGCCACCGAAGAAAAGCCUCGCUGCUACAACAUCAGCGACCGAGGAAUGUCCAACUGGCUGGCCAUGUAUUUUCGAAGUUACAUCCGCUUUAGCAGCGCACGGGACAUGCGGCUGCUCACCAACCAUAGUGCAAGCAUCUUCCAAGGUCUUGCAUUCAACCGAGACAACCUGGAGCUCAUCUACCGCUAUCCAAUUCGCGACGAUUUGGCGGAGAUGUACGCUGACGCGAUUCUGACGGUGGCGUCGGAUUUCAAUCUCAACAGCCUUCCAAACCAGCUCCUCUGCUUUGCGCGGCGGUCUACUAUGAUCUCCGGCCUCAGUCCCAAUGAGGCCUUGGACCUCGUCGCUCGGGUCAAUCUCCAUUGCAACUCUUCCCAACCAUCUUCGUCUGACCGUCAGCUUGCCACGAUGCUUGUGGCCCAGAUCAAGGCUUUCAGCAGCGAGACCCUGGUGGCCUUGGGGCAGCAGGCCAUGGGACUGACCACUGGCCAGAUCUACAACCUCACCGCAGACGUCCUGAAGGACCCCAAAGCCUUGGAAGCUCUGGGACGGGUCAAGGGCUGGAACAGGGGCCAGUCCCAAGUGCUGGUCAGCAGGAUCCUCAGCAAUGAUUUUGCUCUAGAUACACCCGAGAAGUUCCAGAGUCUGGGCACCUUGGCACAGGGUUUGCCCAGCACCAGCUUUGACCGCAUCCCGGCUGGAUCUGCCAUUGAGUUGGCCAAGGACGCCCACUUUGUGAGCAUACUCAGACGAGGCCCGGAACACUUACAGAAAGCCUUCGUGAGCAAGAUCCUCUCCAACUCCUCCUCCUUCAAUGACAUCCUGAACAACGUCCCGGAUGAGCUGGUGGACCAAGUCCCAAUCCCGCUGCUGCUGUCUCAAGGGGAGAACCCAGACCUGCGCAAAAUCAACGAAAAGCAAUGGUCUUCCCAGCAGGCAGCUAUCCUUUUUGGAAAUGUGCUCUCCAGGACGGACAAUUACACUGAGCUUUCAGCCUUCAUCCUUCAAGGCUUCCAAUGCAAUGCGGCCGGCAAAUUGUCAGCCGGGCAACUCUCUUCUCUGGUUCGAGAAGUGAAAAUGAAAAACGCCAAUCUGAGUGAUGGACAGCUCUCCUGCGCGGCCCGGCUCCUUGCAAACCACAACCUGGAUGCCAACUUCACCGAUUAUCCUCCGGAUGUGCUGCUCUUCUUCCCCCUUGACCAAGUUGAUGGUGCAAACUGCGAAAGGUUUUACUCCUUGGCUUCCCAAGGAGAUCUCAGCCUUUUGGCCAAUGGAUCAGCCCAGAGGACCAGACUCUUGGAAAAUGCCUUGAGAUGCUUUGGAGUGGGAAACAGCACUGCUUUGCGCAAGGAGCAUCUCCAGCACCUCGGGGCCUUUGUGUGCGACAUGGAUGCUUCUGUCAUCAACGACUCCGACCCGGAGGUUUUGCAGAACUUGAAACUGUGCCCCGAACUCAGCAAUUCCCAAGUCAUGGCUCUCAAUACGCGCCUGAGCAGCGGAACGCCUCCAUACAAUGCUCCUGAGUCCUGGAAUGACAGCACCCUCGAAGACCUCGGGCCUUUGGCUUUCUACAUCAACCGCUCCAUUUGGAAUCGUAUCAAUGGGCAAGAGAGAGUUGCCUUCUUCAGGAGCCUCUCCGACGCCUACGACGGGCAAAGCGCGGCCCAGAAGGAGAAAACCAGGCUCUUUUUGAGGACCGUUGGCCCCAAUCCGGCUUCCGCAGCCAGGUCGAAACGGGCAACAGAAGAGUGUCAGUCAGGUCCCAUCACGGCCAGCACCUUAGAAGACCCGCUCUUCAUCAUCCUCUAUGAUUCGGCCGGGCAGUUUGAUGCCUGCUUGGACAAAGAGGUCCUGAGAGGCAGCUUGGCCACUUUGCUGGAGCAGCCGCUGCCCAACGACUACUUGGUCGUGAUGAAAAGGAAGCUGGACGAGCUCUACCCCAGUGGUGUUCCAGAGGAUCAGCUGAGGCUGCUGGGCUUCCUUGCGCACCAGUAUAAUGCGGAGGAGAUCAGAAGAUGGAAUGUGACGUCCAGCGACACGCUUGCGGCUCUCCUGAACCCAGACAACGGGGCUUGGGACGCAGCGCCGCUCAGGGAACUGGUAGCAAGGUACAUAGCAUCGGGAGGCACGCUCUCCAAUCCCAUUCUUGACCUGUUGGGAGGCGUUUACCUUUGCUAUUUGGGUGAAGAUCAACUGCAACAAAUCAACCCUGAAGCCAUCCGGAAUGCUGAGAAAUUAGACAUUUCCACCUGUCCCCAAAGCAAGAAGGACAUCCUAUAUGGAAAAGCUUCAACUGCAUUUUCUCCCGAAGAAGGGACCAGUCCUUACUAUUCCUUAAUCCAGCCAUAUUUAGGAGGAGCAUCUGCCGAAGACCUGAAAAAAUUGGCCAGGUCUCAGGUUGAUAUGGAUAUCAAUACGUUUCUCAAUUUAAAUCCAGAAGAGCUUCAGGCACUGAGCGUCCAGGACGUGCGAGGUUUGCUCGGGGUGAAUUUGCCGGAUCUGAAAGGAGCCGAGAGAGAGCCUUCGGUGGCCGGAUGGAUCCGUAGGCAGUAUCAAUCCGACCUGGACACACUCAGGAUUGGCUUGACCGGAGGGAUGCCUUCUCCGCUGCCCACAGGGUCCAGCAACGACAGAGUCAACGCUUCCAUGACAUCAUCAUCUAACGUCUCCAGCGAUAAUACAACAGGGUUGUUACCAUUGAUGCCUACCGAUGGUACUCCCCUCUUCGAGAUCACUGAUGCGGCAACGUCUCCCUCUAUCGCUCCUACAAAUAAGACAGUUACUGCCAUCGACGUGGUCCCUAAGGUUGAUUUACCGACUUCCUCGGACGUCCCAGUGACGUCCAACGAGACCGUCAAUGAUGUAGAAGAUGCUACAGACGCAACCACGACUGACCAGCCAGCAGAUUCAAACAGCAUCGCCGCUUCCGCCAGUACGAUCAACGACACUGUUGUGUUUCCAACCGAAAUCCCGGGAACGUCCUUCAAUGUCACCGAGGCUUUGAAUGACACCGUCGGAGGAACGCCAAGCCCUGUUACGGGCACAGAUAUAGAAGCGACAACAUCAGGUUUCGACACCUCCGCGGCCAAUGGCACAGUCAUUCCGCCCUUCACAGUUGAAGCAAAUGCCACAACGAGCUCAAAUGACACCAUUGGAGGACUCCCUGUCCCGCUCCCUACGACAGGCACCUCGGUUGAAAACACAACCUUCGCCAACAUUACUGAUGCAACCAACCGAACGAGUUUUCCUCCCAAUGUGACCACUGACACCAACGCAACUGUUAUGCCCACACCUUCAGUCUUCAUCAAUCACACAUCCGGUGCCAACGUAACCACCACCGGUGCUGACAAUGUAACAUCCGCCAUGCGAAAUAUGACCGUUCCUUCUUCUCAAAUACCCCCAGGACUUGUAGACAUCACGGACACCAACACAACAAUGUCCUCCACGCCUGCAGUCAACCUCAACCACACGUUGAGUGCCGACGCGACCACUGCUGGCGCUGACAAUGUAACAUCUCCCAAGUUUGGUGUGACGGAGAUCUCUUCUCAAAAGCCUCCAGUGGUCGUCGUGCCCGUGCCCAAUGCUACCAUCCCGUCGUCAAUUGGCACGACACGGGGCACCACCACGGUUUCUCCAACCACUGCAAAGACCACCAGCAGAGCGCCUCCGAGAACAAGGCCUCCAUUCCGCCCAACGCCCAACGGCCUCAUCAACGUGGAACCGGGCAAUUCGCUGGCAUCCAAUGCAUCUCUCAGCUGGGUUCUCCUGACGUUGUCCCUCGUGGUUGGAGUCUCAAUGCCGAAGAGGUUUCUCUGAUGGCCUUUGCGAGGAUCGGUACCAUGCGGAUUCCAUGGAUCGACGUCUCUUUGGACUCUGGACCGCUUCAGAUUUCCUAACCACUCUGCACAUCUAGCCUUGACUUGGCAAUGCAUUUGUUUCCUUUUCCAUUCUGUCAAUCACUUUUGGUGGCAGGUGAGUUCUUCAAGUCAAACUGCCCUCCGAUUGGAUGCAAGCCAAGAAGAUGAACCACGGAACCACCUGAAACAGGUGUGCCCUUGGAUCUGUAUUAGCACUUUGUAUCAUUUCCCAGAGACAGAAAAGACAACAUUGGGCAGGGCUUAGACACGUUUUGACAAAAUGUUCUCAAGUCUGUGAUGCGAUUUCAUGUUCAGUGCUGUUUGCUUUGCGAUAAGUGGAUGCACACCUCUGUUUGGUUAGUUACCUGUGGCCUGAACUUCUCACCUUGAGGAGAUGCAAACCGGCAAUAUCUGUCAAUAUUCAGAACUGGGUUGCGGUAAGUUUACCAGGUUGCAUGGCCAUGUUCCAGAAGCAUUCUCUCCUGAGGUUUUGCCCACAUCUAUAGGACUUCGUGCCAUGAAACAUCACUAGAUCAUCACAGAAUUAUGCAGUCUCCCUUCCUCACGUCGUUCUGGAUAUUGUGUUGUCAAAGGCUUUCAAGGCCAGAAUCACUGGGUUGCUGUGAGUUUUCCGGGCUGUACGGCCGUGUUCCAGAAGCAUUCUCUCCUGACGUUUUGCCCACAUCUAUAGUAGGCAUAAUAAUAAUAAUAAUAAUAAUAAUAAUAAUAAUAAUAAUAAUAAUAAUAAUAAUAAUAAUUGGGUGCCAUGCCAAAAGAUCUCAGUCGGCAUUUGGAAACAAUAGACAUUGACAAAUUACGAUCUGCCAAGUGCAAAAGGCCACCCUGCUGGGAUCUGCACGCAUCAUCCGAAAAUACAUCACACAGUCCUAGACACUUGGGAAGUGUUCGACUUGUGAUUUUGUGAUAUGAAAUCCAGCAUAUCUAUCUUGUUUGCUGUGUCAUAAUAAAAUAAUAAUAAUAAUAAUAAUAAUAAUAAUAAUAAUAAUAAUAAUAAUAAUAAUAAUAAUUUUAUUUUUAUACCCUGCCCCAUCUCCCCAAGGGGACUCGGGGCGGCUUACAUGGGGCCAAGCCCAGGCAACAAGCAAUAUAAAGCUCAACAAUAAAAACAAAUCAUAAACAAAUAAAAUCACAUAUACCAAUAAACAAUAAGCACACUUUGAUAAAAACCUGGGUUGGCUCCUAAAAGGGGUAGUGGGCCAGAAAAGUGCAAAUAGUUUUCCUCAAAGGUUGUGAGGUACAGUAGAGUCUCACUUAUCCAAGCCUCACUUAUCCAAGCCUCUGGAUUAUCCAAGGCAUUUUUGUAGUCAAUGUUUUCAAUAUAUCAUGAUAUUUGGUGAUAAAUUCGUAAAUACAGUAAUUACAACAUAACAUUGCUGCCUAUUGAACUACUUUUUCUGUCAAAUUUGUUGUAUAACAUGAUGUUUUGGUGCUUAAUUUGUAAAAUCAUAACCUAAUUUGAUGUUAAUAGGCUUUUCCUUAAUCCCUCCUUAUUAUCCAAGAUAUUUGCUUAUCCAAGCUUCUGCUGGCCCGUUUAGCUUGGAUAAGUGAGACUCUACUGUAUAGUGGAAGCUAGGUACUGUAAGUCGGGUUUAUAUAUCUGUGGAAGGUCCAAGGUGGGACAUUGACUGUAUGAGGCAAGUGUCAAUGUUGCAGUUGGCCAGCUUGAUUGGCAUUGAAUGGCCUUGCAGCUUCAAAGCCUGGCUGCUUCCUGCCUGGGGACUCCUUUAUUGGGAGGUGUUAGCUGGCCCUCAUUGUUUCAUGGCCAGAAUCACUGGGUUGCUGCGAGUUUUCCAGGCUCUCUGGCCAUGUUCCAGAAGCAUUCUCUCCUGACAUUUCACCCACAUUAUAGCAAGCAUCCUCAGAGGUUGUGAGGUCUGUUUGGAAUUCCCCUGUUUUCUGAGUGUUGUUCUUUAUUUAAAGACAACAGAGAAGCCAAUGAAAUACACAAUUUCAACAAAAAGGAGGCAACCAUGAAAAUGAACAAAAUCUGGACACCAGUAUUUUUUUAAAAAACUCUAAAAUCAGGAUAAUAAACAAAGAAUAACUCAAAAAACAGUGGAAUUCCAGACAGGAAACAAUCAGGGCCAGAUAACACCUCCCAACAAAAGAUUCCCUCAGGCAGGAAGCAGCUAGGCUUUGAAGCUGCAAGGCUAUUCAAUGCUAAUAAAGCUGACCAACUGCAACAUUCACACUUGCCUCAAACAGACAAGAGUUCUUUCUUCCACCCUAGGCAUCCCACAGAUAUAUAAACCCCACUUGCCUAGUUUCCAACAGACCUCACAACCUCUGAGGAUGCCUGCCAUAGAUGUGGGUGAAAAGUCAGGAGAGAAUGCUUCUGGA
Anolis carolinensis (green anole) is the source of this 7569-nucleotide messenger RNA. RefSeq lists its product as uncharacterized. The coding region runs from base 71 to 5167 and encodes 1698 amino acids. NCBI's taxonomy places the organism in Eukaryota, Metazoa, Chordata, Lepidosauria, Squamata, Anolidae. Gene Ontology annotation, biological process: cell-matrix adhesion. The record is from RefSeq and is a predicted model, not a curated record. Gene Ontology annotation, cellular component: cell surface. The transcript is spliced from 29 exons.